Molecule: messenger RNA, 264 nt
Organism: Dicrocoelium dendriticum
Lineage: Eukaryota; Metazoa; Platyhelminthes; Trematoda; Plagiorchiida; Dicrocoeliidae
Source: the annotation of a GenBank genome assembly
AUGCUAACUGGUUGUGAUGAACGUGUUAGGUUUACUUACACUCCGAACUAUUGCGAAGAGAAUAUUUAUUUAUUGCUAAGAAGACUCAUAAGUGAACAAAUCCCAGGUGACUUCUACACUGUGUUCGUCUCGAACCGCUUUUCCUCGGUUGCUUUGUUUAGCCAGAUCAAAGGUGAUGCUUCGAGGAAUCACAUGGUCGUAUGGCUUGUAGGAUUAUCACGUUUUCCUCGUGCGCAAGGAUGUUCGUUCUACUGUAGUGUAUGA